Molecule: messenger RNA, 3327 nt
Organism: Tetrahymena thermophila SB210
Lineage: Eukaryota; Ciliophora; Oligohymenophorea; Hymenostomatida; Tetrahymenidae
Product: RhoGEF domain protein
Exons: 3
Molecular function (GO): phosphatidylinositol binding; guanyl-nucleotide exchange factor activity
Source: RefSeq, a predicted model, not a curated record
AUGGAAGAUAAUCCAAACAACUAAGGAAGUGACAUAUAAUAAGUUGUUGAUUCUUUUUCAGAAAAACCCGAGGGUGAAGAAAAAGAAGUUGUUAACAUAGCUGAUGCAAGAGAGAAGGCAUUUGCUAAAAUUGCAAAAGUUUUCAUAAUAAAGCAUUACAAAAAUAAAUAUCAAAAAAAUCUUAAAAAAGCUAAAACAAGAAUCAAUAUCAUAAAAGAAUUAGUAGCCACUGAAAAAACUUAUACAUCGAAAUUAUAGAUCAUUUAAAAUACUCUUAAGAGUUAAAUGAUGAAUAUUUUAAAUAAUGAACAAGAUAUUUAAAAAAUAUUUAGUAAUAUUUAACAAAUUUUAGAGCUUAACUAAGAUUUUUUAGAAUAUAUUAAAGUAAGAUCGGAUACUGUUUAUAGCUUUUACACAUUUAACAAUAAAAAAUAUCCAGUUACUUUAUAUAAUCAGGAAGUAUUUGAUAAAUAUAUAUAAGUAACGAUUCCUUAUUUCAAAAUCUAUGUAGAUUACAUGUAAAAUUUUGAAGUUUCUAUGUAAUAUUUGGAGAAACUUAAGGAAGGAAGAAAAGAUAUCAGAGAUUAUUUAAAGUAAUUUGAAAGCGAAAAUGAUAAUAUAAGCAGUUUACUGAUCCUGCCUGUAUAAAGAAUACCUAGAUACGAGCUUUUAUUCAAGACUUUAUUGGAAAAAACACCAACAGAUCAUAAGGAUUAUAUUUGGACUUAAAAAUGCUUGCAAUAAUUCACUUAGGUUAACUAAUAAAUCAACUCAUAAAUUCAAAAGUAUUUGGAUAAUCAGAAAAUUUGCGAAUUAUCUCAAACUUUUAGAAAUUUUUAGCUAAACAUUAUAGAGAAUAAGAGAGAAUUUAAAUUUGAAGAAAGAUUAUAUUUGAUCAAAGAUGGAGAAAAAAGUUGUGUUGUUUCUUUCCUUAACGAUUUAAUAUUGGUUUAAGAAGGAAUCGAUGAAGAGUCUACUAAACCAUUAACAUGGCUUUACCUAAAUCACACUAGUAAAGUUAAACCCGUGGAAGAUAUGAAGUAUUUCACUCAUCUUUUUAAAAUAAGUGGAACAAACAAUACCUUAACAUUUAUGGCUGAAGAUGAAAAGAAAAAGUAAACCCUGAUUAGCUAGAUAGAUAAAAUUAUAAAUAAUCUACGUAAAGAUAAAAUGGAUAAUGACUUAGAUAACAUCGAAGUAAAUAUCUUAGGAACUGAAGAGUGGAACACAACUAAAAUACAAAAAUUUACAGUUUAUGUGGCUGAAAUAAAAAUAUUAAACAUCACACUAAAAAUAUGGGUUAGAUACAGAUAACUUUCUAAUUUAGAAAAAAAGAUAAAGAAUCAUAUAAAAGACAUCUAAAUUGAUCAUUUCAGCACAAGACUGACGUGGUUAAAUAGUCAUAGAACAAAAAUAAUUGAAGAAAGAAAGGUACACUUCGAGAGUUUUCUAAAGAAGAUUCUUACCAUGAAAAAAAUUAAAGAGUCAUCUAUAAUGCCUGAAAUACUGAAUGAUUUAGGUCUGCCUAGUGAUUUUUAUGACCUUCCUUACAAAACUAACAUAGAAGAGGGAGACAAAAACAUGUAAAAAUUGCUUGACUUUGACUCUAAUUCUGACUCUGAUGAAUAAAAAGAAAAUGAAAAUAUGGAGGAUAAUGGCAAACUUUAAGAAGAUGAAGAGAUAAACAAUUAAGAAGAAUAAAAAUUAGAUCCAAACUAAUAAAGUUCAGAAAAGAGAAUAAGCACUUUAGGUUAAGAAUUUUAAACUAGGCAAAAGUCAAAAAGUAAUAGCUUAGCAGCUAUUGGAACACUUUCGUCAUCAGAAAUGCUUAAACUUUUUAGGAAAAGCAAGAAUUAAAGAGCCUCUAUUAUUACUUACUAUAACUCUGAAUCUCUGAGCUAAAAUGAAAGAUGUUUAAUUGAUGUUGAAUUUUUAGAUGGCUCCAAGUAAGAAGUGGAAAUCAAUUCUCAAAGUCGCUGCUUUUAGAUUUGUGCUAGCAUUGCAAAAAGAAUCAAAUUAAAAUCCUAUCUUGAUUACAGAAUAUUUCUAAAAGAUUCAAAAGGAAAUUUUAGAGUUUUAGAUGAUGAUGAAUUAUUAUUUAAAAUGCUAUUUCCCCACUAAAAUAGCUUAGAAAACAAUGCAGUACUUGUUACUAAUGGAAAUAGAGCUAGUAGAUAAGAUAUUAUAUUAGCAAAUAACCAAUAAUUACUUUAAAGCUUAUAAGCAAGUGGUUAGAAUUAAAUUUAAGAUAAUACACAAGAAAGUUAAAAUGAUGAUACACCAAACCCUGAAGCUAAUGAUUCCUAAGCAGAAGGGAAUACUCCUCUUUGGAAAUAUACAUCAGAGAUUUGUAAAAAUGAAAAUUUCAUCAUGAGAACUUUCAAGAGAUUUGUUUCUAACUUUAGCGAGAGAUAUACAAUUGUCUUUAAAAAAUAUUUGUGGCUCUCGCCUUAAUAAGAAGAAUAUGAUAUUAGAAACGAUCCUGUCAGGUUGAAUUUAAUUUGCUUUUAGAUUUUUGAAAACAUUCAACAGCAAAGAUAUAAACUCUCCUUCAAGAAUUAUGUUCUCUUUUCAGCUCUCUAUAUCUUAAUAAAAUACCCAUAAUAAGCAGAAAAAAUUUUUAAAAACAAAGAAAGUUGCAUUUCAGGAAACAGCUAGGAAUUUCCUAUAAAUACCCUGAAAGAAAUACUUCCUGAUAUCAUUUUCAAUUCAAAAGAAGAAACUUUUUGGAUAAUAGGAAUAUCUUAAACCCUUCUAUAGAUUAAUGAUGAAAUUGAUAAAAUAAAAGAGAAAAAUCAAUCAAUUUUAAAUAAAGUCGACCUAUUGAAAAGCAAACUACUAACAUAAAGUAAUCAAAAAUCUCCAAAAAUAGAAAGUUAGCCUAAUCCUGAGUCUAAUAUAGUUGACAUAUCUAAAUAUACUUCCAGAUAAAUAUUGGAAUCAAAGUUAAAGCUAACAUAGUUAGUAGUUAUAAAUGCAAUUAAAUAAAAUAAGUUAUUUGGAGUAACUCAAUUUUAUGUUAAUACUUACAAGGAUACACUUAGAGAUAAUUAGCAUCUUAAAGAAAAUGUAUGGCUUGGAAUUAAACAUAAUAUGAUUUAUGUAUUAGGGCCUGAAUUUAAAGAGUAAAUAUUUUAAUUUAAAUAUGAAGAACUAAAGGCAACAAAAGUAUUUCCUAAGCUCAUUCACUUAAUAUUUGAAUCGCCUAGCAGAGAAUAUAAAUUUAACACAACACAGAGCUUCGAAAUAAAGCAAUUAAUUACAGAAUAUUAAUAAAUUAAUUAGCUUUCUUUAAAGUAAGAAACUAAUAAAAAGUAAGAAUAAUGA